AACACUUUAAUCAGACCUCAUGCCCACGAAACCAGUGCACCUGGCCACAGUCAAACCCCAUUCUUUUCCUCCACUACCACCCACAGGCCCGCUAGCACCCGUCCUCCGGGAAGCCAAAGGUUCUGCUGUGGUCCCAACAUGCAAACGAUCACUGUCAGAAUGGCAGAGCCCCAGAUGGAGAGACCCGUGGAUAAGAAGCCUGCAGUCCUUAGACUCGAAGCAGAUGUUGAGGGUGUGCCUGACUCACCCUCGAGAUUGCAUAAGCAAGAUUUCAAAAGUAACCCUCCUCUGAAGACCUCAACCCAGGGUGCAGCGUUCCUGGCUGGAAAAGAAGAACUGCAUCUUUCUGAGUUUUUUUUCAGAUCUUUACCAUCACUUGCCCCGUAUCUCCGCCUUCUUUUUCUGCAGGAAACUUUAUUUCCUACUUCUGCACACCCAGUUUCUACCUCCAGAUCUGUGUGGUUCUGCUACUGAGAAGCCUGAUACACGAGUGCUGCCUGGAAGAAGCCUUCCUCCGAGCAGAGGAGAGCCUCCGCCGUCCACGUGCAUCAUGCCGGCCACAGCCCCGUCUGUGUUUACCAGGAACAGGAGCAGCGAGGAGGCCACCACCAGUUAUGACUACGAUUAUGGAGCCCCCUGUGAUAAACUAGAUGUGAAGCAGAUGGCGGCCCAGCUGCUGCCCCCGCUCUACUCGCUGGUGUUCAUCUUCGGCUUCGUGGGCAACAUGCUGGUCGUCCUCACCCUGGUGAACUGCAAGAAGCUCAAAAGCAUGACUGACGUCUACCUGCUCGGCCUGGCCAUCUCCGACCUGCUGUUAAUUUUCACACUCCCGUUCUGGGCUCACUACGCUGCCAGCGACUGGACCCUGGGGGACGCCAUGUGCAAGCUCUGCACGGCGCUCUACCACAUCGGGUAUUUUGGGGGGGUCCUGUUCAUCGUCCUCUUGACCAUCGAUAGGUACCUGGCUAUCGUCCACGCUGUGUUUGCUCUCAAGGCCAGGACGGUCACCUUUGGGGUGGUGACGAGUGGGGUGACCUGGGUGGUGGCUGUGUUGGCCUCUGUGCCAGGAAUCAUCUUCGUCAAAUUUAAAAGUGAUGACAGUCGUCACACCUGUGAGCCUCAUUUUCCACUGGGAUGGAAAAAUUUCCAUACAAUCAUGAGGAACAUCUUGAGCCUGGUCCUGCCGCUGCUGGUCAUGGUCGUCUGCUACUCGGGAAUCCUGAAGAUCCUGCUCCGCUGUCGGAACGAGAAGAGGAGGCACAAGGCGGUGCGGCUCAUCUUCACCAUCAUGGUCAUUUACUUCCUCUUCUGGACCCCCUACAACCUCGUCCUCCUCCUGACCACCUUCCAGGAGUUCUUCGGCCUCAACAGCUGUGAAAGAACCAGUCGACUGGACCAGGCCAUGCUGGUGACGGAGACCCUGGGGAUGACCCACUGCUGCGUCAACCCCGUCAUCUACGCCCUGGUCGGGGAGAAGUUCAGAAAAUAUCUCUCGGUGUUCUUCCGAAAGCACGUCGCCAAGCACCUCUGCAAGCAAUGCCCAGCUCUCUACAGGGACACAGCAGACCGGGCAAGCUCCACGUACACCCCUUCUACCGGGGAGCAAGAAGUCUGGUCUGGUCUGUAAAAUGACUCACACUUUGCUCACGCAUUUGAAAGGGAAAUGAAAACCUGUGUACAAUAACUAGCUUCAAGUUUUUGUGACAUAUGUGUCCAGGAGGCUCAGGGUGACAGGCAUCAGAACAGAUUUGCCACUUUCUGUAUAUCCAACGUGUGUUCAAGGACGACUCCAGAACGAUUGCAUGCAGGGACUCGGACUCCCCAGCAAGCUCAUCUCAGUCCUGGAAAGUGCCUCACAGCCUGUGCCAAGGCUCUCUCCGGUCUUCACCAUCUCUUCCCUCAGUCUUUGAUUCAACCAAUCUCUAGAAGCCAAGGCCCAGCUGGAGACAGAGGGGGUGGGGGACAGGACAGGCGUGGGGUGAACGGGGACGAGCAUAAGUGGGGUCAGGGCCGAGGCCACGAGGGAGGGACGUGAGCUCAGUGCACCUGCACAGAGGGAGUGGGCCAGGGACUGGCUCUCAGCCAGGAAGCGGUCCUGACCCUUAGCCCCAUCUCCUACCCGUCUUCAACUCGGAAAGCUUCUCCAGGCCACGGAGCGUCUGGGAAUUGUAAUGACUUCCGGGAGCUUCAGCUGGGCUGGGUAAGCCUCUAGGGCUCAAGUGCACGGCACAUUUUUGCUUUCUUACUGUCCCCCUCCGACCUCUCUCACCACUGUGCACCCCACUAGAGAGCUGCUAACUACCAAGCCCCACUACUCGUGUGCUCCUUAGGCCACGCCCUCAUAUACAAACUCAGAAAACGUGUGCGUGCUAGAUGUUCAUGACUUACGAUGAGCUAAAAUAAUGAUAGUCAAUUCCCUUUAUGUGUCUUUCCAGGGAAAAGGGGAGGUCGGAAGUAGUGAUUAGGAGUGAGGGGUGGAGAAUGGAGGGGUGGAGAAUGGCGAGUCCCUCCCUCAGGAGUGCAGGGGCUAUGGGGAGGCCCGGGAGGUGCAUGGCGCUGCUGCAGGAGUGUCCCCAGGCCAGCUCAGAGGACAGGCCAGGAGCGGUGCGGCAGAACCCAGUGACAGCCUCCCGUGAACAUGCAGGCUGGUUCCUCUCCCUGCUGCCCCUGCCAGCUCCCCUUACCCAGCCCAUGUCCCCGCAGCCUCGGCCACGUGACUCUACUGUAGGAUGCCCUUCUCCGCAAACCCAGUGGGGGGUCCGGGGGGUAGCCCUGGGGAGAACGUGGAGGGAGCUAUGCAAGGAGAGCCCCUUGGUGGCUGAGGGAGAGGACAACCAGGUGACCCUCGGCUUGUUUGGGACAGAAACGGCACCUGGAGACAGGUGACAGAGACCCCUGCUUUGGAAAUCCCACAGCCAGCCGGUGGACCACAGUGUCUAAAUUUCCAGGCAGAGUGGGCCUAGAUGAGGGAGACGCUGAACUGGAGAAAAUGUUCUUCCAACGACUUCGCAGUGCCUCCUCUUUGGAAACGGGGAUAGAAAUAAGACUUUUAUUAAAAGAGUAAAAAUAAAAGUAAAAUCGAAAGCUGCAAACUUGCAAAUAUGGCCAAGGACUAGUUCAAGGGCUGCUAUCAUGCCAAGCUUGAAAACACUGCAUUAUUCCAGACUAGCAGAUGGCAUAAUGGUUAGACUCCCACGUGGUUGACCGCGGUUCGAGUCCUGGACCCGGUGACUUAAAUUCAUGCUGGGU
Molecule: messenger RNA, 3249 nt
Organism: Tupaia belangeri chinensis (Chinese tree shrew)
Lineage: Eukaryota; Metazoa; Chordata; Mammalia; Scandentia; Tupaiidae
Gene: CCR2
Product: C-C motif chemokine receptor 2
Exons: 2
Coding region: 551-1627 (358 amino acids)
Biological process (GO): positive regulation of cytosolic calcium ion concentration; calcium-mediated signaling; blood vessel remodeling
Cellular component (GO): membrane; external side of plasma membrane; cytoplasm
Molecular function (GO): C-C chemokine receptor activity; C-C chemokine binding
Source: RefSeq, a predicted model, not a curated record